AUGUCGCAACAAACUCUUUACCGCGUUUCUGUUCCCGAAGGAAAAUACGAAUUCCUUUGCAUCAUCCCAGACAAGCCAGGAACUCGUGAGAAACGCAUCGAGGUCCGGUCUGUUCCCAAGAGCGACAAUUCGGAUGAUAUGUCUUUCGUUGGCAGUCACGUCGUUGUUGUUGGCAACUCAAUUGAACAGGUGCGCGAGGACCUGAGGAAAGAUGUCUAUGCGACUUCUGGUGUUUGGGACGUCGAGAACGCUCAAAUCUACGCGUUCCGCGCUGCGUGGAGAAAUCCCUGA
This is a messenger RNA of Colletotrichum chrysophilum, 291 nucleotides long. RefSeq lists its product as uncharacterized. Lineage: Eukaryota; Fungi; Ascomycota; Sordariomycetes; Glomerellales; Glomerellaceae. Bases 1 to 291 code for a protein of 96 amino acids. The transcript has 3 exons. The record is from RefSeq and is a predicted model, not a curated record.